GCGAGUGUUCCCCAUGAAGCAAGCCAUCACAUAAAAAGUUAUAAUAGCCAGCAAACAUAACUUUAAAUUUACACAACAGUAAACAAACUAAGAUGAAAUAAGAAGCAACCCUAUACAUAUAUACACUCCCAAAACUUACUUCUCCAACUACAUUUUUUACCAACUUUCCUAAUUAAGCCUUUGGGAUCAAACCAAAACCAACAAUAAUUAAUCUAAGUCAAUAAUUAACCAAAAAUGGUGUCAUCAAAAAAUGAGCAUUCCAAAUCAUCCAAGUAUGUAUGUGUGAUUGGUGCCGGGCCGUCGGGUCUUGUAGCGGCUAGGGAGCUUAAAAAAGAAGGGCACAUAGUAGUUGUCCUAGAACAAAACCAUGACAUUGGUGGGCAAUGGCUAUAUGACCCUAAAAUAGAGGGAGAAGAUCCCUUAGGAAGGGCAACCAAAUUUCUUAAGGUUCAUAGUAGUAUGUAUGAAUCUUUAAGGUUAGCAUCUCCUAGGGAGAUCAUGGGAUAUACCGAUUUCCCGUUUAUCGAGAAGAAAGGAAGGGAUUUGAGGAGAUUUCCGAGUCAUAGGGAGGUUUUUUGUUACUUAAAUGAUUUUUGUGAACAUUUUGGGUUGAGAGGUAUGGUGAGGUUUAAUACUAGGGUUGAGUAUGUGGGGAUGGUGGAAUUUGGUGAGGAAUUGAGAUGGGUUGUGAAAAGUAAAGAGAAAAAGAGUGAUAGAUUGGUGGAAGAAGUAUUUGAUGCCAUUGUUGUUGCUAGUGGUCAUUAUUCUCAACCUAGAUUGCCCAAUAUUAAAGGUAUUGAGUCUUGGAAAAGAAGACAAAUACAUAGUCAUAUUUAUCGAAUACCUGAACCAUUUCGUGAUGAGGUAGUGGUGACUGUAGGAAGUUCAAUGAGUGGACAAGAUAUAUCAAUGGAAUUGAUAGGAGUGGCAAAGGAAAUUUACGUGAGUGCAAGAUCUCCAAUUUCUCUUGGUUUCGACAAAAUAAUUGCUAAGCACACAAAUCUGCAUCUUUGUCCACAGAUUGACUCUCUAAAAGAAGAUGGAAAUGUUUUGUUUGCGGAUGGCUCUUUGGUCAAUGCGGACACUAUCAUAUACUGCACCGGGUAUACAUAUACAUUUCCGUUUCUUGACACCAAAGGAAUUGUUGGGGUGGAUGAUGAUCGAGUAGGACCUCUAUAUGAGCAUACUUUCCCUCCUUCCCUUGCUCCUUCUCUUUCUUUUAUCGGAAUCCCUAGGAAGAUCAUAGGAUUUCCUUUCUUCGAGUCACAAGCAAAAUGGAUAGCACAGCUACUAUCAGGGAAAAAGUCAUUGCCAACUUGGGAAGAAAUGAUGAAAUCAAUCAAGGCAUUCUAUCAGUCCAAGGAUGCUGCUGGCAUUCCAAAGCAUAACACCCAUGACAUUGCUGAUUUUGAAUACUGUGACAGGUAUUCAGACAUAGUAGGAUUUCCGCGCUUAGAAGAUUGGAGGAAGGAGCUAUGUGUAUCAGCACUGAUUAAUGCAGAGACAAACCUGGAGACAUAUCGCGAUGUUUAUGAUGAUUUUGAACUGCUUCAAGUCGCUCUUCAAAGCUCUCAUUUCACUCAAUUUGAAACAAAGUCAUUUGAACCAUAA
This is a messenger RNA of Amaranthus tricolor (Joseph's coat), 1611 nucleotides long. RefSeq names its product flavin-containing monooxygenase FMO GS-OX-like 9. The transcript is spliced from 7 exons. The record is from RefSeq and is a predicted model, not a curated record. Lineage: Eukaryota; Viridiplantae; Streptophyta; Magnoliopsida; Caryophyllales; Amaranthaceae. Gene Ontology annotation, molecular function: N,N-dimethylaniline monooxygenase activity; flavin adenine dinucleotide binding; NADP binding. The coding region runs from base 235 to 1611 and encodes 458 amino acids.